Molecule: messenger RNA, 1848 nt
Organism: Closterium sp. Yama58-4
Lineage: Eukaryota; Viridiplantae; Streptophyta; Zygnematophyceae; Desmidiales; Closteriaceae
Source: the annotation of a GenBank genome assembly
AUGCUCCUCUCACGCCACGGUGGCCUUUCUCCACCUCGCCUCGCACUGCCGGGUGACCCGCUGCUGCAGAUAAGGCGCCUAGCAUUGCGACCUCGCACCACCCUGGUGCUAAGUUACAGUGACUGGCACCAUGUGCUCCCAUCCCCUUAUCCCUCCCCACCUGUGCAUCAACAAUUGCAAGCCCUGCAGCCAUUUGGGCUGGCAGGUGCCUCCCUGGCAGGAGCUGCACUCACAGGAGACAUUCAAGGGGGGGCUGCUGCCCUCACAAGCGCUGCCCUGACAAGUGCUGCCAUGGCGGGCGACAUUCGGGCGGGUUUUCUGCAGGCAACUGCCAUCCACGGAGCAGCAAUGCAGAGUUUCAGGAAUCAUCCUCUUCUUUUCCCUUUUCGCGCUCACUCCCAGCUUCCCUGUGCGUCCUCCUUCCUGCACUCUUCGCUGCUCCCCCUACUCUACUCGCCCCCGUUGAGCGCCUCUCCCCCGCUGGCAGGGCAAAAGGGGCGGCCAGGCGGAGGGCGUGGGGGAGCAAGGGUGGCCGGUGAUGGGAGGAGUGCGGUGGAGGGGUUGUGUGGGGGACGGGGACGCAUGCCCCACUGCCUCGGGUGGGUUCCCUGUGGUGCGUGGGUGCUGGGUGCUGGGUGGAUGACUGCACACGAUUGGCGAGCAACUCCAGCAGGCACGGAGGGCCAGGGGAAGGGGGAAGGGGAGUAUCUUAUGGUGCAGCUCCGAGGGGGACUCAACCAGAUGCGCGCAGGGAUAUGCGAUGCAGUGGUGGUGGCGAAGAUGCUAGGGGCCACCCUGGUGCUGCCGCUGCUUGACAACUCCUCCUGGUGGGCCGACGGCAGCACAUUCUCCGAUGUCUUUGACGCGCCUCACUUCAUCCGGUCACUCGCCCCCUCAGUGCGCGUGGUGCCGCACCUACCUGCCACGCUCAGAGGCCUGCCUCCUGUCGUGCGCACAGUGCCCAAAGCCUCUUCUCCGGACUAUUACAGGCAGCACGUGCGCCCCCUUAUCAGGUGGGUGAGUGGCAUCAAGUAUGUGGCGCUGCAUUUAAGGUACGAGCCUGACAUGCUCGCAUUCACCGGGUGUGACUAUGGCGGAGGGAGAAAAGAGAGGAAACUGUUCGAGAGAAUCAGAAAGCGGUGGCCAGAACUACCCGACCAGAACCCCAAGCAGCAGAGGGCCAAGGGCAAGUGCCUCGUCACUCCCUUGCAGGUGGCAGUGGCCUUAAAGGCACUAGGCUUCACCCCCUCCACGCGUCUCUACAUCGCAUCGGUUGAGCUGCACGGGGGACCUUCCGCCCUGCGUCCUCUGCUGCAGGCCUUCCCCUUCGCCACUGACAAAUAUUCCCUUGCUCGCUCCCUCGCUCCUCCUGGGGGGAAGGAGGGCGGGGUGGUUGACAGGGAUGGGUCACGAAGGGAAGGCGGAGAGGGUGGGGCAGCAGAGGGUGCAGCAGCAGAGUGGAGAGGUGGGGGAGAUGAGGUAGUGGGGCGAGGGGUACUGGAGGGGCUGCAAGGGAGGAAGACGCUGCUGGCAGCGGUGGACUAUGAGAUGUGCCGGCGGGGGCACAUGUUGGUGCUGAACAACAAUGGCAACAUGGCUCACGUGCUUUUGGGGCAGAGAAGAUACGACGGUGUGGGAAACACAGUGCAGCUGUUUGGCUCCUCCAUCCUCCGCCUCCUCACAGCCAUCCAGCAAGGCGAUGCCAAGAGCGCUCACAAGCUACGCAACCAGACUCUCAGGGGAGAUGACAGCAGCGGGAAGGCUGCAGUGAGAGGAAGCUUCUAUUCGUUUCCCCGGGAAUGCUUGUGUGAGAGAUCGGAUCAUGUGCCUGCUGGUAUUUAUUCAUGA